AUGGCUCUCUUUGCAGUCCUUCAGACAACAUUCCUCUUGGUAUUGCUGCCCUUGGGAACUUACCAGAGAAAAGUCUCAUCUGAGCCUCUACCAUUGACUCCUGAAUCACUUAAAGUUUCCAUCAAUUCUACAUGCCAAUGUUUGAAUUUACAAUGGAGUGUCCACAACCUUCCUUAUCAUCAGGAAUUACAAAUCAUUGUUCAGAUACAGAUCAGUAGAAUUAAAACAUCCAAUGUUGUCUGGGUGGGGAACUACAGUACUACCGUGAAGCGGAACCAAGUUCUGCACUGGAGCUGGGAAUCUGAGCUCCCUUUGGAAUGUGCAACACACUUUGUAAGAAUUAGAAGUGUGAUGGAUGAUGCCAAGUUCCCCGAGCUGAAGUCCUGGAGCAAAUGGAGUUCAUGGGAGGAAGUAGAUGUACAGGAUUCUCUUGGACAUGAUACAUUCUUCCUUUUCCCCAAAGACAAACUGGUGGAAGAAGGCUCCAAUGUCACCUUUUGUUACAUUUCUAGGAGCAAUCAGAAUAACAUAUCCUGUUAUUUGGAAGGCAUCCAGGUCCAUGUAGAACAACUUGCUCCAAAUGUAUCCACAUUCCACUUGAGUCGUGUUCCUUUCGUUAGGCCAAAGGGGACGAAUAUCUUUUGUGACGUGACGCAGGGAGAGGAUCCAAAAGGCACCAUUCUGUAUGUAUCAAAAGUACUUGAAGAGCUCAAGGAUUUUUCUUGUGAAACCCGAGACUUGAAGACUUUGAACUGUACUUGGGACCCUGGGAGUGACACUGCUUUGGAAAUACAGCCUUCCCAAAGCUAUACUUUAUUUGAAUCAUUUUCCCAGAAAAAGAAAGUUUGUAAACACAGAAACUGGUGCACCUGGCAAGUAUCUCAAGACUCCCAAGAAAUGUAUCACUUCACACUCAUGGCUGAAAACUACUUAAGGAAGAGAACUGUCCAUCUUGUUUUUAAACUGACUCAUCGAGUUCGUCCAAUGACUCCCCUUAAUUUCUUUCUUGAAAAUAUAAAUUCUACAAAUGCCACCAUGACCUGGAAGGUGCACCCCAUUGGGAAUUCCACAUUUUUGUGUCAGGUUGAACUCCAUCAUGAUGGACAAAUAAUACAACAGAACAAGGUUUUCAUGGAGAUGAAUGGUAAAUACCUUCUAAGUGAAAUGGAGCCUGACACACAUUAUUUGGCCCGAGUACGCUGUGCUUAUGGCAACCACUUCUGGAAAUGGAGUGAAUGGAUUGGUCGAAAAUUCACCACACUUGAAGCUGCUCCCUUGGCAGCUCUUGAUGUCUGGAGAAAUGUGAAAUCAGUGCCAGGAGGCUAUAAUGUGACAUUAUUCUGGAAGCCAUUAUCAAAAUUUCAUGCAAAUGGAAAGAUUCGCUUCUAUAAUAUAGCUGUGGAAAAUCUAGACAAACCAUCCCAAUUCAAUCUCUCCAUUCUUGCACCGAGCAAUAACACAGCUCUAAUCCUUCACAAGUAUUCUUAUCAAAUCCGCGUCACAGCCAGCAACAGUAUGGGCACUUCUCCUGCCUCAGUAAUUGUCAUCUCUGGAGACCUUGGAGACAAAGACAUUGAAGAAGAAAGAGUUAAAGGCACAGAAGAUGGAUUCUCUCUGUCUUGGAAGCCUCAAUCCGGAGAUGCCAUAGGCUAUGUUGUGGAGUGGUGUGACCAUCCCCAGGAUCCACUCUGUGGUCUCCAGUGGAAAAAACUAGGCCCCAAUACCACAAGUACAGUCAUCACCUCGGAUGCUUUUAGACCAGGGGUCAGAUACAACUUCAGAAUUUAUGAAGUAUCUACAAAAUGGAUUGCUUCUUUAUUAGAGAAAAAAACAGGAUACUCCCAGGAACUGGCUCCUUCGGACAACCCUAAAGUGGCCAUGGGUAGCUUGACAUCCCACUCCUUCACUCUGAGUUGGAAGGAUUAUUCCACUGAAUCCCAACCUGGCUUCAUAAGAGGGUACUAUGUCUAUCUGAAGUCCAGGAUGGAGCAGUGCACCUCAGGAUUUGAAAGGACGGUUCUCUCAGAUGCUCCGGCAAAUUGCGAACACAAAAUUGACAACCCAGAACAAAAGACAUUCACUGUGGAAAACCUGCAGCCAGCAUCUUCCUAUGAGGUUUUUGUCACUCCAUACACAAGCACCAGCAAAGGCCCCAAUGGUACUUUCACAAAGGUCACAACUCCAGAUGAAUACACCCAUAUGCUGAUCCGCAUCAUUCUCCCCAUGAUUCUCUGCAUUUUGUUCAUCACGAUCGUAUGCUACUUCAAAAUUCAGUGGAUGAAGGAGAAGUGUUACCCUGACAUUCCAGACCCCUACAAGAGCAGCGUCCUGUCACUGAUAAAAUCCAAGGAGAACACUCACCUAACAAUAAUGAACCUCAAAGACUGCAUUCCAGAUGCUAUUGAGGUUGUAAACAAGCCGGAAGGGAGUAAGACACAGCCCUUAGGCAUUGGGAAGUCACUCACAGAAACCGAAUUUACCAAGCCUGCGACCUACCUUUACCUCCUUCCAACAGAGGAGAAUCCCUCCGACCCAGGACCCUGCGUUUGUUUUGAGAACUUUACCUAUAACCAGGCAGCUUCUGACCUUGGUUCUUGUGGCCAUAUCCCAGUGCCACCUGAUGCCCCACCAAGUCAGCUGGGACUAUUGAACUCACCUGAAAACUUACUAAAGACACUAGAGAAAGACUACACGAACACCCUGGGAGAAAUCUCAGCUGGAGAAACUAGUUUGAAUUAUGUGUCCCAGUUGGCUUCACCCAUGCCUGGAGAUAAGGACAGUCUCCCAACCGAUCCACCAGUGCCAGCACAGUGUUCAGAGUAUAAAAUGCAAAUGGCAGUACCCCUGGGUCGGGCCUCAUCUCCCCCCAGUGAAGACAGCAGCCUCUCCUCAAUUGCCCUUUUAGAUCAAGGUGAACACUAUCGCUAACCAGCAUAUCCGUUUCAUACAUUUAUGCUACACAGGUACUAGGAGAGCUUUGCUGGCACCAUUCCAUCACCAGGUGCCCCCGUUCUUAAUCCCAGUGAGUUAUCACCAUCUGCAAGUCUGAUUUCUACAAGAACACUAAUACAUUGCUAGGUUUCAAAGCCCAUGACACUCAGUAUUCUUUCU
Trichechus manatus latirostris (Florida manatee) is the source of this 3111-nucleotide messenger RNA. It is a transcript of the gene OSMR, whose product is annotated as oncostatin M receptor. The transcript has 17 exons. Gene Ontology annotation, molecular function: cytokine binding; ciliary neurotrophic factor receptor binding; oncostatin-M receptor activity. Gene Ontology annotation, biological process: positive regulation of cell population proliferation; cytokine-mediated signaling pathway. Bases 1 to 2928 code for a protein of 975 amino acids. Gene Ontology annotation, cellular component: external side of plasma membrane; signaling receptor complex; membrane. NCBI's taxonomy places the organism in Eukaryota, Metazoa, Chordata, Mammalia, Sirenia, Trichechidae. The record is from RefSeq and is a predicted model, not a curated record.